AUGAGCGGUACUUUACAGGUUGCUGGACUAUGUUUAGUGGGAGUGACAGCUUUCGCGGUCUUGUCGCUGGUGGUAGGUGCUUCGGCAUCACACGAACCGCGGUUUCAUAUUCGACCAAUCUCCGGUGAUGUUAGCGCCCCUGUCGUCCCCUACCGUGAUUUGGAAACGAAAAAGAUGCACCUUUUCAUGCGAUACACACCAAAGGAUCCAGUGGCAGAUGAAAUCGCCUUUUACCAUUUUAUUUCCAUGGAUUACCUGAACUGGACAGAUAACGGUGUCGUCUUGGAGGCUGACGUUGGGUAUGGACUUGAGGGCUGGUCUAUCACUUGCAACUCCGAUGGUUCACCAGUGAUUCUGUACACAUGCAACGGGGAAGAGGAAAAGGGUGCCUGCACUGCUGUACCGCCUGGAAAUGAUCUUACCUCUGAUGAACCAUUAUUUCUUAACGCACUUUUGCGGUGGGAUGAGAAACCUGUGCUGACACAUAGCACUUUAGCCGGGCAGUAUGACCCAUCCGUAUUUGGAUACCCGACGAAUUUCUGGAAGAAUCCUGACAGCAGUUCGGAGUGGCUUGUGGCGUUUGUGAUGAAUAUUAGUGAUACCAAAACAGGUGUACCCAACGCACACGCCGUAGUCUUCGCCACUGCCGAUCCCACCUUGCUUUCGGACUUUUACUACUCUCAUACCCUUUGGGUAAAUACACAUAGUACCGGGGAGACGAUGGAAUACUUUGAUAUAUUCGAGCUGGAUGAGAAGUACUACGUUAAGUUUUCUGCAUCGUCGCGUGCUUUCCUGCAGGACUACUGGGUGUACGGUGAAUACUCGCAUGCUGAGAGUGACAAGAGGGUCUUUGUUGAAGAUAUGGAGCGCACACCGACGUUGGUCGAUUACGGCACUUGGUAUGCAUCGAAACCCUACUUUGAUCCAGUCUUGAAGCGUACAAUUUUAUGGGGCUGGAUACCCGAGGAACAAGAUAUCAAGGCUGCUGCUUCUGCCAAAGGGUGGUCAGGUGUUAUCGGUAUGCCGCGUAAUAUAGAGUACGAUGAAGUCGCACGCAAACUCAGGACCUACCCGAUCCCAGAACUUGAGAGCCUGCGCCGUAAUACCAGGAGAGAAACUGUUUUGGUUGGCGCAAACGAGGUGGAGGUAUUCAAUCUCACUGCUCCACUACACUAUGAGAUUACCGUCGAUUUCACCAUUCCUGAAGAAUUUACUACCAAGAUGUCAGAGAAGACAGAUACCGCACCUUCAUUCGGUAUCCUAGUGCGCUACAAAAACAAUGACGUGAACACCCGCAUCGCAGUAACGAUGCCGCCGACAGCAAACUUGGGAAAAGGCUAUACACAAAGGGAAAGACCGUACAAGAGAACAGUCGUCCUGUCAACUGAAGAGUGCUCCGAAGGUUGUGCUGCUGAUCGUCGUUGCGCCUCUUGGAAGGCUGUAGAUAUGAGGAAAUCUACCGGGCGGGUGAACUGGGAAUGCGUUUUCAUGAGCUCCCUUGACGUUGUUUCCGUCGCAAACGCUUCUACGGUAACAGGGCGUGUGCGAGAUCCCAUGUUGGUUAUGGACUGCACAAUGUCUGGCAUGACUGGAUCCCCCAUCAUAUGGAGCGGCCGGGCUCCUCUGUUAGAAGCGCCGCAUGUACAACUGAGAGUGUUUGUGGAUGAUACCAUCAUUGAGGUGUUCAAGGACGGUGGUUUAGAGUCGCUGACGGGGCGGGUUUAUGUCCCAGCAGAAUACUCUGGUAUUGCAUUCUUUGCAUCCAACAUGAAGGCACCUGUGACUGUUUCAGUUCACUUUUCCGAGAUGGAUAGGGUUUACGACUUGAAUGCAACUGGCAAUGCAACUGGGAAUGUGAGUGUGGAUGCUGCGUGGCGCGAAGUGAUGGUGCAACUCGUUCUUGCAGCGCUUCUAGCUGUUUGUGUGCUUCACGUUGUGCUGCUACAGCCUUUCCUGUGA
Molecule: messenger RNA, 1959 nt
Organism: Trypanosoma grayi
Lineage: Eukaryota; Euglenozoa; Kinetoplastea; Trypanosomatida; Trypanosomatidae
Product: beta-fructofuranosidase-like protein
Exons: 1
Coding region: 1-1959 (652 amino acids)
Biological process (GO): carbohydrate metabolic process
Molecular function (GO): hydrolase activity, hydrolyzing O-glycosyl compounds
Source: RefSeq, a predicted model, not a curated record